This is a messenger RNA of Oreochromis niloticus (Nile tilapia), 1680 nucleotides long. RefSeq lists its product as uncharacterized. Gene Ontology annotation, cellular component: nucleus; cytoplasm. Gene Ontology annotation, biological process: positive regulation of type II interferon-mediated signaling pathway; protein poly-ADP-ribosylation; negative regulation of gene expression. The record is from RefSeq and is a predicted model, not a curated record. The transcript has 4 exons. The coding region runs from base 160 to 1665 and encodes 501 amino acids. Lineage: Eukaryota; Metazoa; Chordata; Actinopteri; Cichliformes; Cichlidae. Gene Ontology annotation, molecular function: transcription corepressor activity; ubiquitin-like protein ligase binding; NAD+ poly-ADP-ribosyltransferase activity.
GUAUCAUUACCUGCAUGCACGGUUGCUUAGUCAUGCGCCCCAUGUGACGCAUAUACGAGAGAAACCUGUAGCUCGACUUGCAGAAUUAGACAUACAGUGCGAUCAGAGAGUGCUGAGCUCUUGCAAAUCGCUGCUUAUAUUUGGUUCAGUUACAGCGGGAUGAUGGGUGAUCAGACCCAGCACCCGGUUUUCUUUGAGUGUGAGAGUCUUAAAGAAGGACAUCUGACGAGAUUACAAAAAUACUUCGGUAUUCACCGCAAAUCAGGCGGAGGAGAGUGCGGACCAGUGACGAGAGUGGACAAGAACGUCUACAGUGUGGUUUUCCGAAAUAAAAGAGAUCAGCAGCGAGUCCUUCAGAGAUCAGAGCAUGUUUUGGAUCUUGAAGAUCGUCGUUUGGUGAUCUUUGUCCGAGAAACUCUGGAAAAUGACACCUCUCACCUCACCACCCCCACUUCUGCUCCAGCAGAGCCUCCUGAGAACAUUCCUGCCUCGUCUCUUCCACCAAGUGAUGAAGAGUAUGAACUACAUGUUGAUAAUUAUCUCCUUCGUUACCUGAAAGAAUGUCCUGAUGCUCAGCAAGAACUUGAGAACAUGCUUGGCUGUUUAGCCUGCUCUGCUGAUCUUUACUGUGAGGAGGGGAGGGUUUUAGUGAGGAGGCGAGCUCAACCUGGUGCUGCAGAUGAAGUUAGUGAUUGGAAAGCUGAGGUAGACGCUUUCUUUGGUGGCUACUUGUGCCAUUAUGAGGUAAACCCUGACAAAGUUGAAGCUUUGGUUCAGUCCAGCAGCUCUUGUCAGACUGCAGGUGAGGUGAAGGUGUACACAGAUGAGUCUGGGAAGGCUGUUGUUGUUGGAGAACUGUCUCUGGUUCAUGCCAGGUUGGUAGACAUUGAGGAACCUUCAAGUUUACGUGACAAUAUGGCAUCUCUGAGUUUAAGUGAGGAAAGCACAACCAUUGCUAGCUACAGCCUUUGUGAUGGGCUCCAGGUGUUUGUGUGUCAGGGUGACAUCACCAAGCAACACGCUGAUGCUCUGGUAAAUGCAGCCAAUCAGGACUUGGAGCACUCUGCAGGUGUUGCUGCUGCACUGAGUCGAGCUGGUGGUCCUGAAAUACAGAGAGAGAGUGAUGAAUUAGUGAAGUGUUUUGGGAAAAUUCCCAUAGGAGAAACAGUAGUGACCACAGGGGGUAACUUAAAGUGCAAGAAACUGCUUCAUGCAGUUGUGCCUGUAGGUGGAAAAGCAAGUAAGAGAGAUAAGAUGUUACUGGAAAAAACUGUGCAUUCUGCUUUAAAGUUUUCAGAAAUAAUGGAGUUUCAGUCCAUAGCCAUUCCUUGUAUCAGCUCAGGUGUCUGUGGGGUUCCUCUCACUGUGUGCACUGAGGCAACUGUUGCUGCUGUGAAGGACUUUGGCAGUGUGGGAGGUCGAAGUCUGAGGAAAAUCAUCCUGAUUGAUAACAGAGAGGAGGCGGUGAGGGCCAUGCAGGAAGCAUGUGACAGGCUUCUCCAAGGGAUAGAUACACCUGAUGAAGAUACAGCAAGAGGAGCCACUGCCAGAGCUCCUGGAGGCAGAGUCCACAUGGAGGUUAUUCAGGGAUCGAUCGAGAGCCAGCAGGUGAGAAACGUUGCUGAUAAGAUAGAUCACACCAACACAAUAAAACACAUUUUCUAAGCCCACAAAAUCUCC